AUGGCCUUCCAUUUUCAGCUCUACCUCCCCUUUAAUUUGCAGGUCCUUUCUAUUCACAUUUUACUAAUACUAGCUCUAGCUAACCCACAUCCUGUAUUUUGCUACUACAAAUCUAUUUUCAGUUUCGGGGAUUCACUCACCGACACCGGAAAUUUACUCCGUCAAGAAGCCAAUAAUCAUACAUUUCUCAGCCGAUACCCUUAUGGAAUGACAUAUUUCCAUCAUCCCACCGGUAGAUGCUCCAAUGGCCGUUUGGUAGUCGAUUUCAUUGCUCAGUAUCUGGGACUCCCACUGUUACCUCCAUAUCUGUCACUAAAUAGCAGCUUGGAUUUCAAGCAAGGAGUGAAUUUUGCAGUCGGAGGAGCUACUGCUUUAGAUAACGAUUUCUUCAGAAAGAGAGGCAUUCACAAUCAAUACACUAAUAACUCUUUGGGAGAUCAACUUGGUUGGUUCAGAGAACUAUUGCCUUCCCUUUGCCAUUCUUCUUCAGGUUGCAGAGAUAGUUUUAGAAGAUCUCUGUUCCUCAUAGGAGAGAUUGGAGGAAACGAUUACAACCACCCAUUGCUGCAAGGGAUAAGCAUUGAAGAGGUUCUAUCAUUUGUACCUGAAGUUAUUAAAGCCAUAUCCUCUGCAAUUCAGACACUGAUCGAUCAUGGCGCUGCAACAUUAGUGGUCCCUGGGAAUUUUCCAAUUGGAUGUUUCACAAUAUAUUUAUCACGAUUUCGAAGCUCAAACAGGGGAGAUUAUGAGCUUGGGACAGGGUGCUUAAAAUGGCCGAAUCACUUGGUAAAGUAUCACAACUAUGUCCUCCAGAAAGAGUUGGAUCGGCUACGAAAACUCUAUCCCAAUGUUUCAAUAAUCUAUGCCGACUAUUAUAAUGCAGCUAUGCGUUUCUUUCGGUCUCCUUACCAAUUCGGAUUCUUGAAGGGGGCACUUGCAGCAUGUUGUGGAGGUGAAGGUCCAUAUCAUUACAAUUCAUCGGUGCAAUGUAGCUAUAGUGGUUCAACAAUUUGUGAGGAUCCUUCUUUAUAUGUAAACUGGGAUGGUCAACAUCUUACCGAAGCUGCUUACAGAGAGAUCGCCACAAGUAUACUUGUGGGACCUUACACCAUUCCUCCCCUUGACAUCUCCAAUGUAUCACUACUGCAGAACAUAUAA
This is a messenger RNA of Telopea speciosissima, 1158 nucleotides long. Its product is annotated as GDSL esterase/lipase At1g28570-like. NCBI's taxonomy places the organism in Eukaryota, Viridiplantae, Streptophyta, Magnoliopsida, Proteales, Proteaceae. The coding region runs from base 1 to 1158 and encodes 385 amino acids. Gene Ontology annotation, molecular function: hydrolase activity, acting on ester bonds. The transcript has 5 exons. The record is from RefSeq and is a predicted model, not a curated record.